Phragmites australis (common reed) is the source of this 1891-nucleotide messenger RNA. RefSeq lists its product as uncharacterized. Lineage: Eukaryota; Viridiplantae; Streptophyta; Magnoliopsida; Poales; Poaceae. The record is from RefSeq and is a predicted model, not a curated record. The transcript has a single exon. The coding region runs from base 139 to 1710 and encodes 523 amino acids.
GUUCGGCUCCAGUGUUAUCUGGAUACAUUCCUAUAUCUUAGAGCCACAUCGGCAUAUAAAGUUUCAAUAAACAGGACGUGAACAGAAAUAGUGAUGUACUGCUGCAGAAGUGCAGGGGCAUGAAUCCAAGCCAUAUCCAUGCCUAUAAAAUGUGUCCGGCAGCAAGCUAUGUCCAACGCAUUCUUUUCUGGCGGUGCAUCACCACACAGUCACACACCAUUAUCGCUCCAGAUAGGUGUUCGGCUGAUGGCUCCGCCGAUCCUUGCCGAUGCCGAGGCUGCCUCGGCCGCCGCUGCCUCUGUCAUUGUACCAAACGGAAUGGUUCGCACGGACGUGCCAGCGCCGGCCAUCUAUGUCUUUUCAAAGCAGACCGUUCGGCCGGACGGCGCGUCGGCGGUUGGAGACCUCAAGCUCUCGGUGUCCGACAUGCCGAUGCUGUCGUGCCACUAUAUCCAGAAGGGGCUGUUCUUCCCGCCUCCCGGCGUGCCGAUGGCCUCGCUUGUGUCAUCGCUCGCGGCGUCGCUCUCCCGCGCGCUCGACGUCUUCCCUGCCCUCGCUGGCCGGUUUGUCACGCUCCGUGACAACAGCAUCGUGAUCCGGUGCGACGAUGCGGCCGUCGAUUUCUACCACGCGGUCGCGCCUGCUCUGCGCCUCGACGAUUUCCUCGUGCCUGACGCCGACGUGCCGUCCAAGCUCACAAAUGGCUUGUUCCCCAUGGACCGAACGGUGAGCUAUAACGGACACAACCGGCCGCUCACGUCCUUCCAGCUCACCGUGCUCGGCGACGGCGCCGUGUUUGUCGGCUUCGUCGCUAAUCACGCCGUCGUGGAUGGCACCUCCUUUUGGCACUUCUUCAACACGUGGGCGGAGCUGUGCCGCGGUGCGCCUGUCCGGGAGCCGGACUUCCGCCGCAACUACUUCGGCGACUCCACCGCCGUCCUCCGCUUCCCCGGUGGCGUGGGCCCUGCCGUGACGUUCGACGCUGAGGCGCCCCUCCGCGAGCGAAUCCUCCACUUCAGUGCGGCCGCAAUUCGCGAGCUGAAGGCAACGGCCAACCGCUGGAAAAGAACAGGUCAAGACCCCGAGGUUAACGGCAAGCUCGUGCAUGACUCCAAGGUUCAGGGAGGUCGCGCUGAAGUCUCGUCAUUCCAAUCACUGUGCGCGCACAUCUGGAGGGCCGUGACGCGCACGCGGCGGCUGUUGGCUGCCAACUCGACGGCGACGUUCCGCAUGGCGGUGAACUGCCGGCACCGUCUGCGCCCGGCGAUCUCCCCGCUCUACUUCGGUAACGCCAUCCAGAUCGUGGCGACGACGGCGACUGUAGCCGAGCUGGCGUCCAACGACCUGAGCUGGGCGGCCGCCAGGCUGCACCCGACCGUGGCGGCGUACGAGGACGGCGCGAUUCGGCGCGCCGUGGCGGAGUGGGAGGCCGCGCCCCGGUGCUUCCCGCUGGGCAACCCCGACGGCGCGGCGCUCACGAUGGGGAGCUCGCCCCGGUUCCCGAUGUACGACGGGAACGACUUCGGGUGGGGCCGACCGCUCGCCGUGCGGAGCGGCCGCGCGAACAAGUUCGACGGCAAGAUGUCGGCGUUCCCCGGCCAGGCUGGCGACGGCAGCGUGGACGUCGAGGUGUGCCUCGCGCCGGACACCAUGGCUUGCCUCCUCCGCGACGACGAGUUCUUGCAGUACGUGUCCUCCCCUGCACCGUGACAGAGUGUGAAGCAUCUGAUUGUGGCAUGCUGCCGCGCCCCGCGCAGCACCAGUUACUGGAUUUGUGCCCUUCCAAAAGAUAUCAAGUGCUUGUCAGUUACUGGGGUGACCAUGUAGAGAUGCUGUACUGCAGGUCCCCUCGUGAUGUCGUAGUCGGCUUAGGAUGCGUUUGUUUCAUCUU